AUGCUAUCAUCUUCUGCAUCACCUGCUAUCAUCUUCCGCCUCACCUGCUUUCCUCUUCCGCCUCACCUGUUAUCCUCUUCCGCCUCACCUGCUCUCCUCUUCCGCCUCACCUACUAUCCUCUUCCGCCUCAUCUGCUAUAUCAUACCGCCUCACCUGCCUUCCUUUUCCGCCUCAUCUGCUAUCCUUUUCCGCCUCACCUACUAUCCUCUUCCGCCUUACCUGCUAUCCUCUUCCGCCUCAUCUGCUAUCACAUUCCGCCUCACCUGCUCUCCUCUUCCACCUCAUCUGCUAUCCUCUUCCGCCUCACCUGCUUUCCUCUUCCGCCUCACCUGUUAUCCUCUUCCGCCUCACCUGCUAUCCUCUUCCGCCUCACCUGCUAUAUCAUACCGCCUCACCUACUAUCCUUUUCCGCCUCAUCUGCUAUCCUCUUUUCCGCCUCACCUGCUAUCCCCUUCCGCCUCACCUGCUAUCCUCUUCCGCCUCAUCUGCUAUCCUCUUCCGCCUCAUCUGCUAUCCUCUUCCGGCUCACCUGCUAUCCUCAUCCUCCUCACCUGCUAUCCUCUUCCGCCUCACCUGCUAUCCUCUUCCUCCUCACCUGCUAUCCUCUUCUGCCUCACAUGCUAUCCUCUUCUGCGUCACCUAUGAGAUGCGACACCCUUUGA
This is a messenger RNA of Acanthosepion pharaonis, 663 nucleotides long. The record is from the annotation of a GenBank genome assembly. Lineage: Eukaryota; Metazoa; Mollusca; Cephalopoda; Sepiida; Sepiidae.